Messenger RNA from Salvia hispanica, 1752 nucleotides. RefSeq names its product putative glucuronoxylan glucuronosyltransferase IRX7. Lineage: Eukaryota; Viridiplantae; Streptophyta; Magnoliopsida; Lamiales; Lamiaceae. The record is from RefSeq and is a predicted model, not a curated record. Gene Ontology annotation, biological process: glucuronoxylan biosynthetic process. Gene Ontology annotation, molecular function: glycosyltransferase activity.
ACUCAUCAUUCAUUAAUAGUAUGAGUAAAAUUGUUUGUUGAAGCAAAAACGAACUCUCAAUUUCCUCAAUUCACACUUGAACUCAAAACCUAAUACAGAAAGCCCCAUUAAACCAACUCUCUCUCUCCCUCUCUCUCUAUGGAGACGAAGAAGAAGAAAGCAUCAUUCCAUGCUGAAAUGAAGCUUUUCCGCAGCAAUUCAUCCAAAAAUCCACGCUACAAAUGCUUCAAACAUGCCAUCAUCCUCUCAAUCUCCCUCUAUUUCCUCUCCUCCUUCAUCAUCACCCGCCACAAACCCUCCGCCAUUUCCACCACCACCAUCUCCCGCUCCAAACCCUCCCUCGCUCUCAUGGCGGAAAAUCCCCUCGAUUCCUCCGCCCUAGAUUUAAAAUUCAACGGGAUGAGAAUCUACGUCUACGAUCUGCCGGCGAGGUUCAACCGCGAUUGGCUGAGGAGCGAGCGGUGCAGCAGCCACCUGUUCGCGGCGGAGGUGGCGAUCCACCGCGCGCUGAUGAGCAGCGAGGCGAGGACGCUCGAGGCGCGGCAGGCGGACUUCUUCUUCGUCCCUGUUUACGUGUCGUGCAAUUUCAGCGAGGUCAACGGCUUCCCCGCGAUCGGCCACGCCCGCUCCCUCAUCGCCGCCGCGAUUGAGUACGUUUCGUCGCAGUUCCCCUUCUGGAACCUCUCUCGCGGCUCCGAUCACGUCUUCGUCGCGUCUCACGAUUUCGGCUCAUGCUUUCACACCAUGGAGGAUAGGGCGAAAUCGGAGGGGGUGCCGGAGUUUUUGAGGAAUUCGAUAAUUUUGCAGACGUUUGGGGUGAAAGGGGAGCAUCCUUGCCAGGAGGUGGAGCAUGUGGUGGUGCCGCCGUAUAUUUCGGCGGAGAGUGUUCACGCCACCCUGAAGUCGUCGCCGGUCAAUGGCCGGCGCGACAUUUUUGCAUUUUUCAGGGGGAAGAUGGAGGUCCACCCUAAGAAUGUCAGCGGUCGUUUCUACAGCAAGCGUGUGCGCACCGCAAUACUGCGGAGGUAUGGCAAGGACGGUCGGUUCUAUCUUCGGCGGCAUAGGUUUGGCGGGUACCAGUCGGAGAUUGCGCGGGCCAAGUUCUGCCUUUGCCCGCUCGGGUGGGCCCCGUGGAGCCCGAGGCUGGUGGAGUCCGUCGCGCUCGGCUGCGUCCCUGUGAUCAUAGCGGACGGGAUCCUGCUGCCGUUCCCCGAUGCCGUGCCGUGGGCGGACAUCAGCCUCACGGUGGCGGAGGCCGACGUGGACAAGCUCGGCGGCGUGCUCGAGCACGUGGCGGCGACGAACCUGACGGCGAUGCAGCGGAACCUGUGGGACCCACGGGUGCGGAAGGCCCUGCUGUUCGGCGACACGGUGGGGGAGGGCGAUGCCACGUGGCAGGUGCUGGUUGCCUUAUCCAGGAAGCUCGGCGUGUGCGCACCGCAAUACUGCGGAGGUAUAGCAAGGACGGUCGGUUCUAUCUUCGGCGGCAUAGGUUUGGCGGGUACCAGUCGGAGAUUGCGCGGGCCAAGUUCUGCCUUUGCCCGCUCGGGUGGGCCCCGUGGAGCCCGAGGCUGGUGGAGUCCGUCGCGCUCGGCUGCGUCCCUGUGAUCAUAGCGGACGGGAUCCUGCUGCCGUUCCCCGAUGCCGUGCCGUGGGCGGACAUCAGCCUCACGGUGGCGGAGGCCGACGUGGACAAGCUCGGCGGCGUGCUCGAGCACGUGGCGGCGACGAACCUGACGGCGAUGCAGCGGA